This is a messenger RNA of Dovyalis caffra, 1173 nucleotides long. The record is from the annotation of a GenBank genome assembly. Lineage: Eukaryota; Viridiplantae; Streptophyta; Magnoliopsida; Malpighiales; Salicaceae.
AUGGGGGGUUCAUCAGAGACCAAGUUUUUGCAAGAGCUAGUGCUAUAUGCAGCAAGUGCAGCUUUAAGUUGUUUGGUGUUGUUUGCUGGGCUCCGACAUCUUGACCCGAAUCGUGAAGCAUCAAAGAAAGCCCUUGAACAUAAGAAGGAAAUCGCUAAGCGUUUGGGCCGUCCUCUUAUCCAAACAAACCCUUAUGAGGAUGUAAUAGCCUGUGAUGUUAUAAAUCCUGAUCACAUCGAUGUGGAAUUUGAAUCAAUUGGAGGAUUGGAAGCUAUCAAGCAAGCUUUGUACGAACUGGUUAUUCUUCCUCUACGGAGACCUGAACUCUUCUCACAUGGGAAACUUCUUGGUCCACAAAAGGGGGUUUUGUUAUUUGGACCACCCGGCACUGGGAAGACCAUGCUUGCAAAAGCUAUUGCAAAAGAGUCUGGAGCUGUUUUCAUAAAUGUGAGGAUCUCUAAUCUGAUGAGCAAGUGGUUUGGUGAUGCACAAAAACUUGUUGCUGCUGUUUUUAGCCUGGCAUAUAAACUCCAGCCUGCCAUUAUAUUUAUUGACGAGGUUGACAGUUUUCUGGGGCAGCGUCGUACUACAGAUCACGAGGCAUUGACCAAUAUGAAGACUGAGUUCAUGGCAUUAUGGGAUGGGUUUACUACAGAUCAGAAUGCACAAGUGAUGGUACUUGCUGCAACCAACCGUCCUUCAGAACUCGAUGAAGCAAUCCUCCGGCGUCUUCCUCAGGCCUUUGAAAUUGGGAUGCCUGAUCAAAGAGAGAGGGCUGAAAUCCUGAAGGUUGUUUUGAAAGGGGAGAAGAUUGAAAACAACAUUGACUUUAACUACAUAGCAAGUUUAUGUGACGGCUUCACUGGUUCGGAUCUUCUUGAACUUUGCAAGAAAGCAGCUUACUUUCCUAUUAGGGACCUUUUGGAUGAGGAGAAGAAGGGGAAAAGAUCUAGUGCUCCUAGGCCAUUGUCCCAGGCAGACUUGCAGAGAGUUUUUGCCACAUCAACUAAGACUAGGGUUGCUGCAAAUGAGUACAGUAGGUCAACCUCACAACCACCUGGGUGGCCAAGGCAGUCAGAUGAUUAUCAGGUUCAAGCCACUAUUAAUGAGCUCUCUAAGCUCGUAGUUUCUCAAAUCUUGAAUCUUCAGCCACCGGAUAACCAGGACCCUUGA